UGCGCCCUGCUUUUUACUUCGUUAAAAGUCUCCAUCGAGUUUUAUUAAUGUAGAUUUGAAAAAAGUGUAACUUAAUUAUCAUCAACUUCCAGACAAAGACUCCAGUUUUUUAAGAAUAGGCUCUUUGAAUGUAAGAGUGAAGCGAACAACCGAAGCCUUUAGCAAUUUCUUUGUGGGAAAUAAUUCCGUUGUGAAUCCUGUCGACAACAUGAAUGGGAAAGUAUAUAAAAGUUGGGGAUCAGCCGACAAUUUAGCUCCGGAGAACUCGAUGCCCGCUCCAAAAGGCUUCGUGAAAAGAAAGUCUAAAAAGAUGUUAGAUUCAACAGGUGCAAACAGUACACCUGGCACCCCAAAUCAGAUGCCUCGGUCCAUGUCACACUCUCAUAGAAGCUCCACACAAGACUCCGACUCGGACACAGCAGCUGGAUUUGACUCUAAUUGGCGCCCUUAAUAUGCCGAAAAUGGGUUGGGCGUCAAUAUUUAAUUAGUAAUAAGCGAAAAAGAUGUAUUUAUCAAGUAAAAAGAUGAUUAUGUUUAGUUAAAAAAAUGUAAUAAAUCAAUAUUGUUGCUAUUUUAA
Agrilus planipennis (emerald ash borer) is the source of this 577-nucleotide messenger RNA. RefSeq lists its product as uncharacterized. Lineage: Eukaryota; Metazoa; Arthropoda; Insecta; Coleoptera; Buprestidae. The transcript is spliced from 2 exons. The record is from RefSeq and is a predicted model, not a curated record. Bases 209 to 451 code for a protein of 80 amino acids.